AGAUACAUGCAUUUUGCGUUACGGGAUGCAAUGCGAAACCCAAACCUAAUAAAUACUAAAAACAAGACCUCUAAGAGAAAUAUAAAAAACAACCAAAUUCCGGACAUGAAGAUCGUGACAUUGGUACUCGUCGUCUUCGUCAUACUUUCGAUAUCAUUCCCGGCUGCCAUCGUCAAAGCCGCAGACACGGGAGAUACAGGAGACACGGGAGAUACAGGAAAUGUGGGAGUGACAUGUGACGCAAGGCAGCUUCAGCCUUGCCUUGCCGCGAUUACGGGAGGAGGACAGCCUUCGGGUGCAUGUUGUGCUAAGCUUACAGAGCAACAGUCAUGCCUUUGUGGUUUCGCUAAGAACCCUGCGUUUGCACAGUACAUUAGCUCUCCAAACGCUCGCAAAGUCCUCGUUACUUGUGGUGUUGCUUAUCCUACUUGUUGAAAUAUACACUACUAGAGAUUUUAUAAAUAAAUAAUUGAAAUGAAAUAAAUUACAUUAUAUCAAACGUUUUAUGAAACAGUUUAACCGUUUGUGUUAAUGUACUGGCUUACAUGGUUAAAUAAAGUUUAUUUUCUUUUUUUA
This is a messenger RNA of Arabidopsis lyrata subsp. lyrata, 576 nucleotides long. RefSeq names its product non-specific lipid-transfer protein 2. Bases 7 to 435 code for a protein of 142 amino acids. Lineage: Eukaryota; Viridiplantae; Streptophyta; Magnoliopsida; Brassicales; Brassicaceae. The record is from RefSeq and is a predicted model, not a curated record. The transcript has a single exon. Gene Ontology annotation, biological process: lipid transport.